This is a messenger RNA of Aureobasidium musti, 282 nucleotides long. NCBI's taxonomy places the organism in Eukaryota, Fungi, Ascomycota, Dothideomycetes, Dothideales, Saccotheciaceae. The record is from the annotation of a GenBank genome assembly.
AUGGGGACACCAUCCUGGGCCAUUCCCGUUGGCGUUCUCGGAGGCCUCUGUCUCGCCUGUCUGAUCUUCAUCUGGUGGUACAUCCCUCGCCUGUACAACAAGGGAAUGCAGGCCGAUAUGACUCGUCUGGCAGCCGAGAAAACAGAGCGCGAGCGUCAAGCAGCCGCCUUACGAGAAGCGAAUGGAGAAUCUAUUGAUCUGGAAGCUGGAGAAGGUGCGACAGUUGUGACGCCAGUACCGGCGAAGUUCAAGUAUACGCCUCCUGCGUACACUGCUUAUUAG